This is a messenger RNA of Aspergillus niger, 2127 nucleotides long. RefSeq lists its product as uncharacterized. The transcript is spliced from 6 exons. The record is from RefSeq and is a predicted model, not a curated record. Lineage: Eukaryota; Fungi; Ascomycota; Eurotiomycetes; Eurotiales; Aspergillaceae. Gene Ontology annotation, molecular function: DNA-binding transcription factor activity, RNA polymerase II-specific; DNA binding; zinc ion binding. The coding region runs from base 1 to 2127 and encodes 708 amino acids. Gene Ontology annotation, biological process: DNA-templated transcription; regulation of DNA-templated transcription.
AUGAAAGGAACACAAUCAUCUACAGCCAAUGUCAUCCGGCGAGCUAAGGCAUGCAAUACAUGUCGGCGGAAGAAGGUUAAAUGUGAUGGAAGGCGACCAAUCUGUUCACCUUGCCACGCAUUCAAUCUCUCUUGCGGAUAUCAAGAUGUCAUGGACAGCCGGAAACGCGAUAGUCGGACAUAUGUUGAAGAGCUAGAGAAGCGAAUAGAACGUAUGCAGGAGCAAUUGGAAAGUAUGACUAGAUCUGGAAUUGGAAUCCAGCGGGGUGUGGAGAAUACUCGACGAUCACGAUCAAGUUCGCCGGGCCAAUCAGUCGAGAGCACUACUGACUACAGGGAGCCAGAAGACCCAGCAGACGGAGACAACAUCCCUGGAAUGCCUCAGGUACCACCUGACAAGGGUCUUCAUCCUUCCGCCGAGAACGAUCAAUCUAUUGUCAUCGACUCACAGGACGGGAAAAUGCGCUAUUUUGGGGCUUCGUCUGCCUUUUCUGCACUGACCGAUGCCAAAGUAAAUGGGCUAGAGACCCAGCCACAUACCGGAAACUGGCGACACGCGGCUCAAAGAAGUGCUCAUCCAUGGCAACUUUCAAACUGGAUCCCCCAUGUUCUUCAAGAUGGCCUGGAACGGCGCAUUUUCGAACCUCUGCCAUGUAAGGACACAACGGUGCAACUGGCCAGAGAGUACUUUGCAACCUUUAACCAUGCAAUCCCUCUUUUUGAGGAGGCGUCGUUCAUGAGGUCGGUCGACAGACAAUACUCAUGGAAUCCCGAUGAUAGUGCAUCAUGGUGGAUCUCUCUCAACAUUGCUCUCGCCAUAUCAUAUAGAGAAAGGGCGCAUGCAUAUUCUAGUGCUAGUGACAACUGGAAAAAAUCAUUGGGCCACGUUAAAAAUGCAUUGAACGCUGUCGUCGACGUUUUCCUUCGAAAUACUGACAUCGCCGCCGUUCAGGGUCUCUUAGGACUGGCGCUUUACUUUCAGGGUACACCUAACCCACAAGCUCUCUUUAUGUUUGCGGCUGCAGCAAUGCGUCUGGCCCAGUCAAUAGGACUGCAUAGGGAAAACGCCUCUGGAGCUUCACCCGAGGCGGAGCAAAGGCGAAGAGUGUACUGGAUCGCUUUCAUACUUGACUCAGACAUUUCCAUACGGGUGGGCCGCCCGCCGGUCCAGGAUAUCGAAGACUAUGAUACACAUCUACCGACAGAGAACCCUCCUGAUGGCAGGGGCGUACUAACGAUUGACGGUACCAGAAUAAAUUACUUCCGUCUCCUUGCCCAACUAGCUCAGAUUCAGCGGCUUGUUAUUAGACAGCUUUACACGGUAACUGUUCGUCAGAAGUCGAGUGAUGAUGUUAAUGUGAGAAUAAAGUCUUGUGAAGACGCGCUGUUGAGCUGGAAGAAGUCUAUAAAUUCGAAGCUUCAACCCCAGCGCACAUUUUCUUGUAAACCAAGUUAUUUCCUGCAACAUGUUCUUCGAUUACAUUUCGCAUAUAAUUGCUGUUACUCAAACCUUUAUCAGCACGUUCUGCAUUGGCCCUGCUAUCACAUGUACAUUCGUUCGGUUCUACCUACAAAUGCAUGUGUCCCUCUUGCCCUAAGGAUACUCGCACAUCCUACACAUUCAGAUGCAGGGGACGACCUUUCAAUGGUCCAGAAUGUUGUCAGGUUCCUCACAUCUACUUCUUCCGAAGAGCCUAAUACAUAUGUCGACUUUAUAUUGGGCAUGUGCUCUGACUUGGAGCGUUCUGCUAGGAGAGCCUUCAUGACAGCGCAACCUGCCCGCCACCACCACCCAGCAACUAUGCAGAAUAACGAAAAUGACAGGCCUAGUCGAUCUAGUCAUGGAAUAAAUCAAAACACAGUUCCCAACUUUUCGGACGCGUUACCGACUUCUUUGGGCAGCACUUCUGCGGCAAAUAUGGGGAGCACCCAUUUUACGAAUAUGGUGCCGCAGGGCCCCUACUCAGAUAUUGGUUUUCCGGAAUCUUCUAACGAAGUUGAUCUGUCGGCUAACUGGCAGUGGUCUCUACCGCCGUUUUGGAACUGGCAGGAUCUUGCUUCAGUUGCGCCUUUGUUUUCGGUCGUUCCGGGAGUGGAUGUACCAGAGGCCAAUAUGCCUGAUACCUGA